Molecule: messenger RNA, 1101 nt
Organism: Erythranthe guttata (spotted monkey flower)
Lineage: Eukaryota; Viridiplantae; Streptophyta; Magnoliopsida; Lamiales; Phrymaceae
Source: RefSeq, a predicted model, not a curated record
AUGUGUUUUCUUACAUCGGUUUUUAUCUGGUCUUAUAGUAAUGAAAUUACAAUUAGCACAACCGCUGAUCCCGACGGUUGUCUGAAUGUGAAUUCCUCUGCCCUGGACCAAGCAAAAGGGAUUCAAGCGAAUUCGUUUGAACAGUUCCCUAGUUUUUUGAAACAGUUGCUUAAAUCGCAUCUGUCUGGAAAAUUUUAUUUGGGUUUACCAAAGAAAUUUUGUGAUGCACAUUUGCCAAACCAUGAUGGAAGUAUUAUAUUGGUUGACGAAAACGAUCAAGAAUACAAUACAAAGUACUCUGUUCGAAAAAAUAGACUGAGUGGUGGUUGGAGGGGUUUCUCCAUUGAACACAAAUUGCUAGAGGGCGACGCGUUUAGUAUUCCAUCUGAUCGAGCCUUGCAAGUAUACAUUGUGAGAGCAGGCAAAAUAACAGAAAACGAAGGGGCAAUCGGCCUUCAGACUUAUGAUUUUCAGAACAUUAAGCCAAUUAGUGCCGUGAAAAUGGAAGACCAAAUGGAAGAAAAUGCAUGUACUGGGAAAACAGCAAGUCACUCUGCCAAUAGCAUCGAUCAGUUUAAAGAUAUAAGUGGUUUUGAGGAUUUCAAGAUCCAAUUGGGUGGCCUAAUUCUCGACUCGGAGAUGCCUAAAAAUAUCAUAGCAAAAUAUUACAACCUCUGCUGCAGUCAAAGAAUGUUUCUGCACGACCACCUUAUAAAUGGUCUCAGCACCAAGUUAGCCGUUGUAAUGAUUUCCGAAACUACCAAUAUAUCCGAGGCUGUGAGAUCUGCUGACGUGUCGACUUCUCUUCAUCAUUUGGAAUGCUGGGAGAAGACUUUGAAAGCUUUCGAGGAUUUAGGAAUGGCCGUUGGAUUUAUACGCAAUAGGCUGCAUAAAUUACUGGAAAUUUUGCGCGAAGCACAAUCGAAUAACGAGUCGAAGAUGACAAUGAGAGCGCAAGCUGAUCACGUGAGCGGUAAUCUUGAGACUACUUUGAAUGUCGAAGCACUUAUAGGAAGUCUAGAGGCCGAAAUCGAGACUCUCAGAUGGAAAAACGAGAAGUUCGAGUUUGAAUUCCGUGAGCUUGCUCGAGCUCCAUGGUAG